CCACCCGAGAGGCCGACGCGCUUCAAGCCGCGAUGCUGACGCCGGACGAGGAAGACUACUUUGAUGCGAUGACGCAGGAAGACAUGCGCGCCAUGAUGAACGAGAACUUUGGCGUCGUCUUGGCACGCGUCGGAAGCCAUCCCUUCUGGCCGGCACGGAUGGUUGAGCUCGAAGAAUGGGUCGACCACGUGGCGCACCGCCAGCGCAAGGGACAGAUCUGCGUCUACUUUUACGGCUCGCACAACUACGGCUGGACGUUGCGCAACGGAUUGCACGCGUUUGUCGACGACCACCCGUCGUUCAAGUCGGUCAAGAAAGGGACCAAAAUCUGGACCCAGUACACAGAGGGCCUCGGCGAGGCCAAGCAGGCGAUCGUGACCGCGACCGCCAUCAAUGCGACGCCCUUCUAUGAGCGCAUCAUCCAGAAGAAGAAGGAUUGUGAGGUCGAUGUGCCCUGCAGCGGAUGCACUAAGAAAGGUGGCGACGGUCUGCGCCUCGUCUGCGACGGCAAAAGCUGCGAGAAGGAGUUUCACAUGGCCUGCCUCGACCCGCCACUGACGACCGUGCCCGAGGGAUCCUGGUUCUGUCCGACCUGCGCCAAGCGCCAGCCAAAGCCAGCCGUCGAGGCCACGUCGCCAACGACAACCAAGCCCAAGGCGACGCCGGAAGCCAAGCACAUGACGCGCAAAUCGGAUGCGUCCAAAUCUCGCAAGCCCGACGGCCGAAAGACCAAGGCUUCGUCGCCGCCGACGACGACCGAGCCCCUGCUUGACGACGUCGAGUCGGAAGAGCGCUGCUUCCUCUGCGGCCUUGGCGGCGAACUCGUCGUGUGUGAGUUUGGCCGCUGCACCAAGGUGUACCACCAGCUCUGCCUCGGCGCGUACCCUUUUCCCGUCGACGACGAGACGCAGUGGGUCUGUCCUCGCCACACGUGCGCGAUUUCUGGCGCCCGCGAAGAGCUCGGCGCCAAGUCGACCAUGUGGCACUGCCUCCGCUGCCCGCUCGCGAUCGACGAGGCUGUCUUGCCCAACAACGCCGCGCUGACAAAGAUGAGUCGCCGGGAAAAGACGCUGAUGUGCCCGCACUGCGUGUGCCCUGUCGCCAAGGUGCGUCUCGCCAAGUUCCUCGAGCGCAUUUGGUCGCUUGUCGCAACGAACCGGCAAGGCCUCCCGUUCUGCGGCCCGCUCUUGCCUGGCGUCGACCGGCCUUCGUGCCUCGAAGACGGUCGCGUCCUGGACCUCUUCCAGAUCAUGGCCAACAUCCGCGCGCUGCAGUACCAAAGUGCGCUCACGUUUGCGUUUGAUAUCCGCGAGGUUGUGGACACGGCACUCGCCAUCAUCAACAACCGCUCCGCACCGUUGGUCGAGGCCGCCAAGAGCCUUGGCAUGGUCGUGGACGAGCAGCUCAAAACGUACGCGGCGCAACUGAGCGCAGUGCAACCGUUCUUGGACGCCAACGAUCCCGGACUUGGCGACCAGCCGGCGCACAUUGCGCAAGCGUCGAUGGCGUGGCCGAUUCCGUGGCGAAAAGAGUGCACGCCCUUUGGCAGCGCGAGCUACGUGCACACGGACGCGCGGACGCUCGACGAGUGGACGGCGUACAUUACGAGCGCCCCCGUCUUUGUGGAUGUAGCGCCGCCGGUCGCUGCGGCGCCGCCAGUGGCCGUGGACGAAGCGGACCGCGGCUCGCGACACCUGCCGUCGACCAUGCCCUCCACGACGGGAUUGACGUGCUCACGGCGCUCUCGGGCCUCGCGCAGCUCGACGGCAACGACGCGCUCGCCGCGUUCCAGGCGGACCAAGCCGUUCUCUCCAUGUCGAGCGUCGAGAUGGACCUCAUGUUCAAGCAGCAAGCGGGGCUGCUUCGGCGGGCGCUGCAAGGCCACGCAGCACUCCAGCACGCGUGGCUCACGCAGCAGCAGAAUUUACUCGGGACCGACUCGACCCAGCUCCUUACGAUCGGCGAAGGUCGCCUCGCCGCCGAGCUCCGGCUGGCCAAUAUGAACCUCAAGGCGCGGCUGCGGGCCAAAGAUGAGAUUCUACAGCAGCUCACGGCCGACCAUCUAGCGCUGACCGCCCAGCUCCAAGCCGCGCACGCAGCCAUGGCUGAAAAAGAGAAGGAUCUGGAUGCAGCACUGCAGCGGGAGACGCUGGACGACACGGCACCAGCGCAGUCGCCAGCAACGGACACGCGCAGACGAAAGGCCACGGACACCCCUGACUCGGUGCCAUCCAAGGACCGACGCACAAGGGCAAAGAAGCACUAGGUCGCUUAUAGUAGUAACGACUCCCACAACCACUGCAUGCUACUCAUGCCUCUUGGGGAC
This is a messenger RNA of Saprolegnia parasitica CBS 223.65, 2326 nucleotides long. RefSeq lists its product as hypothetical. Gene Ontology annotation, biological process: negative regulation of DNA-templated transcription. The transcript has 11 exons. Gene Ontology annotation, molecular function: transcription corepressor activity. The record is from RefSeq and is a predicted model, not a curated record. NCBI's taxonomy places the organism in Eukaryota, Oomycota, Saprolegniomycetes, Saprolegniales, Saprolegniaceae. The coding region runs from base 33 to 2003 and encodes 656 amino acids.